This is a messenger RNA of Patiria miniata (bat star), 1710 nucleotides long. It is a transcript of the gene tex264, whose product is annotated as testis-expressed protein 264-like. Gene Ontology annotation, biological process: protein-DNA covalent cross-linking repair; reticulophagy. Gene Ontology annotation, cellular component: endoplasmic reticulum membrane; nucleus; replication fork. The record is from RefSeq and is a predicted model, not a curated record. The transcript is spliced from 3 exons. Bases 88 to 855 code for a protein of 255 amino acids. NCBI's taxonomy places the organism in Eukaryota, Metazoa, Echinodermata, Asteroidea, Valvatida, Asterinidae.
AUUUGCUCUAUUGUACUGACGUGUAGAAAAAUACGUUUUCCAUUUCAGCCGAACGAUUAGCCUACUUCCUACUCCUAGUAAAAAAAAAUGGCGUCCAUUUUAGUACUCGGACUUAUUGGAGUUUUAAUUGCCAUAGUGGUCACGGUGUUUUACCUACUUGUCUAUUCGGGCCUGUUCCAUUCCAUUGAUAUUGGGACAAAAAAGUCUCCUAUCUCUAAAAUCCACGUAGCUUACAAAUUCGCUCGUGGAAGUUACAGCGAUGGCGGACCACUGUGGACUGAAGUGUCGAAAGCCGCGCCGAAUCUCCGAUGUUUUGCAGUGUAUUAUGACGAUCCAAAAACGAAUCCUGCUCCGAGCCUCCGAUACAUUGUGGGCACGAUCCUGAGCGAGGGCGACAACCAGGCCGACGCGGAGCUGGAAACACAACUGGUCAACCAAGGCUUCAAGAUUGCUGACUUCCCUGAGGUGUCCAACAUGGUCCAAACCACAUUCCCCUAUGUCACCACCUUGUCUAUCUACAUUGCUGUCUACAGAGUCUACGCUGCGCUAAGUGACUAUUUGACGGCAAAUGACCUGUGUGCCUACCCUUUCAUCGAGCUUUACGCCGACGGGCUGAUCCACUUCCUAGCUCCGCUCUCCAAACAGAAGGACUUCUAUGUCCCCGAGACAGGCGGGAUUGUGGAGAUCAGUGAGCUGUCAGCUGACCAGAUGGACGAAGACGAAGAUCAGGAAGACCCCCAACGAAGCGGCGUGGAAGAGGAGGAGCCCAGGGAGAAAGUCGCUGUACCCCCGGGCGAAGAAAGUACUAACAGCGAUAGCUCAUUCGAGCAGGUAGAUCCCCAAGAAACACAUUAGCCAAUUUGUUGCUUAUUUUGCCGGGAAAUUUGCCCAUCCUGCAUGUGUAAGGCCAAAUAGAAAAAAAAAACAAGUUUAGCGUCCCCACCCGCUUCCUUUCUGGAGGCUGCCUCCUUAUUGUUUUCUUUUUAAACCGAAAAAAUGAUGAAUUUCAAACAUUGACAUCAUUUUGGCCUCUUUGUGUGUUGCAUAGGCCUACAAUGUUUCAUGUGUUUGCCCAUAUAAAGCUGGUGUGUCAUUUCCUGAGUCCAAACGGCGGCCAUUUGGCCUAAUGUUAUGGCAGGUUUUUGUUGAAAUAGUAUGGGUUCUUGUGAUUUCUUCAAAAGUUAAAGGGACUUUUUUUAUUGAAAUAAUUGUUUACAGAGAACAACUUAUUAUUUUUUUUCUCUUUUCAGUAGUUGUUGACCCAUUCAGUUAGAACAGAGUUUCCGCUCAGUAAGAAAAUAGGGAACUGACUGAUGAAAGGGAGAAAGGAAGUUUGUAAUUUGUAUUUCUAAAAUAUUUUUGUCCUGCUUUGUUUUGUUGCUAUUUGUUUGUCAUUUUUUUUUCCGGGAUGACUUUGCUUCAGUUCUUGUGCAAACUAAGAGCCCAAGUGAUCUCCCUGAAAUGUUUUGUCGUUGUAUUUCUGAAUAUAAAUUCAAGCUGAACAGCAUUCUACAGUUAAACUAUCCCAGUAUGUUAGUGAUAAAAAAAACCUUGUAGUUACUUAGAUCUUAAAAUAGCUGUAAAUAAACUUCAUCAUUUUGUAACGUCGAAAAUUGGUUUCAUUAUUGAAAAGAGGGUAGAAUUAGGAUGCUCCGGGAACUUGAAGUACUGAACCAGAAGUCACAUUGUUCUUGUGAGUUGAGGCCAUGU